AUGAGAAGGCGCCCGAUCACUCGAGAUCGCAAAGCCGCUGCGGCUCGCGAAGCUCUCAUUUAUUUCGAACGCGAAUUGACCAAAAUGCCGCCGUUCAAGGAUGAGCACGUCCUGUUAAUUGCGCCGGGCUCGCAAAUGACCCUGGCGCAGCUGGGCCUCCCCGAAACGUUCACGCCCGCGCGAUUCCGCUUCCCCACGCGCAUGUUCCCCGCUCAGAAGGAGGGAGAAUACGAACCUUACCGGAUCCGUGAACGCAGAAAUGAAGUCAAGGUCAGCAAUGGCAAUGGCGCGUCCAAGGCCGCUCCAAAAGAGGAUGUCGAGAUGAAGGAUGCGGAGUCUGCUGGUCAGGAUGUCGCGCCCAAGCCUGAAAGCGAGGGUGCCGAUGGAGCUGAAAAGACCGAGGAGAAGACUCAAGUUGUCGAGGAAAUUCUGUACGAAGAGGAUGUGACCACUGAAGAAGGGGCUGUCUAUCCAAUUCAGGAUGGGCGCAUCGUCGACUGGCCCUGCUUCUAUGCUCUGUUGACUCACAUUUAUAAUGCUCUGAGCCCGCCUUUCCACACCCCUAUUCUCAUGAUUGCCCAGCCAGUCUGGUCUGCGCGCGAUCGCGAGGCUAUUACUCAAUUCGUCUUCGAGAAGUUCAAGGUGCCCGGCUUCAGCCUUCUGGACUCUGCACUUGCUGCGUGCUACGGCUAUGGGGUACAGACGGCCACAGUCGUGGAUGUCGGUAAGGGCAAGGUCGAUGUGACUGCGGUCACUGAUUUCGCAGUUAACGAGCACGGUCGGGGAAUCGCACUGCAAGGGUGCGGCGGCGAUGCCAUGACCGAUCGCCUUCUUGAAAUGCUAGGUCCUAGGGGAUUCACAAGGGAAAUGUGCGAGCAAUUAAAGCGCAGUAACAUCACGGAGAUUUUGCCACCGGGCACUCCACUGCCUGGUGCAGCUGCUACUGCUCGCCAGGGGGCCAACCCGGCAAGUGCUGCCUCUACUGGAGUGGACGGGAACGACUCUGCCCCGCGGGGACCUGGCGAGGGUACUCAGACUGGUACUGAGACCAACGGAGAGGAGGACGAGGGUGUCCUUGACGUGGCAGCGAUUGUUAGCGGCAAUACUACCGAGUACCUUGCCAAUAUGGAGAAGGACAAGUCAGCCAAGAAGGGCGGUGCUGCUGACCCCAGGUCUAAGCUCCCAAAUAACAAAAAGGAGAAGGCCGCUUUCCAAUUCGAGGAAUUCGUGCCCAUGGAGGAGGAGAGCGCAGUCGGCGGCGCCAAGCGCUACAUGCGUCAUAACAGGGAGAUCGAGGUUGGCGUUGAGCGUUUCCUUUUGACAUCUCCCAGCCAGCAGAUCGGGGACCGUCUAUCCAGUGGCAUUCUGGAGGACAUUGCAACACAGAUUCACCACACCAUCCUCGCUGUGCCAGAUGCCACGAAGCGUAGUGAGCUUUGGGACUCCCUGAUCAUUGUCGGAUGUGGCAGCAAAGUUCGAGGCUUCACUCAGGCUCUCCUUGGCGUUAUUACGCAAAAGUUCAUCCUCUCCCCAUCUGCCACCAUCUUCACAUCUGAAAUACCGUCCACCUUCACCACUCCUCUCCCCACUGGCGGUACCAACACGCCCGCUCCUAUGGGCCAGCCUGGGCCAAUGUAUCACCCUGCCGCUCACGGUGUGAACCCUCUCCUCGUGGCUGCUACCCACAAUAACCCCGGCAUGGUUGCACCAGGCACCCCAGGAAUGGAUCCCAAUGGCACAACUCACUACCGCUCUAGUGGUCAUUCUCAGACCCCGACAUCCGCCAAGACCCUCCGGCUGCCCGAGUACUUCCCCGAUUUCAAAGACCAGGGCAACAGUAACGCCCCUGGAGCCAGCGCGGGCCCAUCUGGUGCCUCUCAGGGUGGUCACGGCACCGAGGAAGCCUGUUUCCUCGGCGCUCAGAUGGCUGCCAAGGUGUUCUUUGUGCUCGACCAAGGCCUGACCAAGGGCUACAUGAGCCGUGUCGAGUAUAACGAUAACGGACCGUCGGCCAUCCACGAGUACAUUCUGUGA
Molecule: messenger RNA, 2034 nt
Organism: Penicillium maclennaniae
Lineage: Eukaryota; Fungi; Ascomycota; Eurotiomycetes; Eurotiales; Aspergillaceae
Exons: 3
Coding region: 1-2034 (677 amino acids)
Source: RefSeq, a predicted model, not a curated record